Molecule: messenger RNA, 627 nt
Organism: Alternaria burnsii
Lineage: Eukaryota; Fungi; Ascomycota; Dothideomycetes; Pleosporales; Pleosporaceae
Exons: 3
Coding region: 1-627 (208 amino acids)
Source: RefSeq, a predicted model, not a curated record
AUGCCUUUAUUAUCAUUAACAAAGAGAUACUACUGUGUCGACGACUUUGCUGGAGGAAGGGAAUGCUAUGAAGGUGAUGAUGGUUUUUGGUACACAGAUAAAGGCAUAAUCGUGAAAUGGAUAAUACUUGCAUCGUUCUUUGUCAUCUUCUUCGGAUGGUUCGUAGGAGGUCGUAUCCACGCAAAGCAAAGGUUAAGAAAGGGCCUUCCACUGCUCGGAUACCAUCGCUUUCUGAUAUCCUACUCGGAACGUCGCCGCCAUGGCCAAGUCCCCCAGAACCACUUCACCUUUUACCAAACACAAAACCCCUACGCCCCCAACCCACAGUACACACAGAGGCAGGACGGCACAUGGGCGGAACCCCCGCCGUUGUACCAGAACACAGAUGCGCCACCACAAUAUUUUGCGCCACCGCCGCCCGGUGCCACCAAGGCGAACCCUAACCAAGGGGCGCAGGCUAUGGAGAUGCCGUUGUACGGUGCACCACCACAAGGAGUACCUCAGCAGACGGGACCUCAGCAGAGCGGUGUCAUUGGUGCGGAUGUGGAACAGGGUCAAACACAGGAGCUACCGCCUCGACCGGCAAAGGCGAAGAUUAUGGGUGUAUUGGAUCGCUUUAGACGGUAG